GGUCUAUCAGAGGAAGUUUGCGAGCUCGCUAAGCAGUGCACCGACGACCGUGUCCAAGUUAGUACACCUACAGCCACGACUACAACGGAUACUACCACGGAUGAGGGCACCGAGGAGUCGCCUGAAACCAAACGGGCCCGCCUUUCGGAACUACCAGGCGAAGAAAAUGACACCGCUGCUGCCGACACACCCGACUCUGCGGUGGUCCUACCGAUCGGCUUUGUCCGCUCGGACUGGCCAGGCGAGGGGGACACUCCGAAACAAUUGUUGGUGGAGUACUGCAAGAAGAAGCAACUGGAUUUUCCCAUCUACACAGUGGUUGAGAACAAGUCAACGCGAUCAUUUAUUGCCACUGCCCUCGUGGAUGGUCGACGAUAUUCGCACACUAUUCCCUCAAAAUCGAAACGGUACGCUGAGCAGGCUGCGGCCCAGGCUUGCUUGGAACAUCUUGGAGUCCCCUUGCUUCCUCAAAAGUCAAUUACCUAA
Molecule: messenger RNA, 486 nt
Organism: Dibothriocephalus latus
Lineage: Eukaryota; Metazoa; Platyhelminthes; Cestoda; Diphyllobothriidea; Diphyllobothriidae
Source: the annotation of a GenBank genome assembly